UAAACAAUGAAAAAUUGAGCUGCGACGGAUAAUUUAUAUGUAAAUAGUGAAUAAUUCUUGAUACUUCUCGUCAAUUGCUGAUAAUAUAUUAUCCGGGAAUAACCUGUUAUUUACUCUCACGGUGAAUUAUAUGGAACCUGGCCCUUCACUCACAUUAUCAUUGAUAAAUGAAGCUUAGACAAAAUGCUUCAGCGAAAUAGUGACUCACGCGGCUACGUUUACGGUACAAUUAGUACGAUUUGGUUACUUUUGGUUUCUCUAUUUGAAUGGUUAUUAAGUUCUUUGAAUGCUUUACGACACGACAAUAACGGAACGGUGAAACGGAAACGUUUGGCAGCUUCCGACUGUACCUCAUGGCAGGAUUGGAAGGAAACAGCUUUAUCGUUAGACAAACGUACCAAUAAUUUCAGAUGGCGAUACUAUACAGCUUCAGCAGAGUACGAUUAUAAAUUGAUCCAACGAAGAUUAGAAUGUCUUAAACGUUACCGGUCCGAAAAAAACGACCGUGCUAUCAUGUGUACUUUACGUUCAGGUUUUAUCCGUAAUUUAGGAAAUCUGGGCGACCCCUCUCUCUUUACUCGCACAUACUAUGGAACAAAAAUUCUAAUUGAAGACUACGUUCACGAAACAUGUAAGUGUCUUCACAGUGUCCGCAUGUCUAAGGAAAUUCCUCGCAUUGAGAAACUCGAGUUUUUCUUUGCAGCAAAACUUUCCAUUGGGAGAACGUGCCUGUUUUUUAACGGAGGCACUGCCUAUGGUCUAUAUCAUUUCGGCAUUGCUAAGGCUCUAUGGGAACGUGGUUUGCUUCCGCGUGUCAUUGCUGGGUCUGCUUCCGGCGCUUUGAUUGCUGCCCUUCUUGGCGUGUACACAAAAGAGGAAUACCCCCGUAUGUUUUCCGAAUUCUCCUCCAAUUUGUGGGAAACCUGUAAAUACACAGUCGGCUUUUCACUUUCCAAGCUUCUUCGUUACGGUAACAUGCUCGAUAUCAGCAUUAUAUUGAAGACUGUGCGUAAAUGCACGGGGAAUAUGACGUUCCAAGAGGCGUAUGACCGGACGGGUCGCGUAAUCAACAUUGUGAUUACUCCGUUUGCCUUCUCUGGUAGCCCAGUCGUGCUCAAUUAUCUUACUGCCCCCGAUGUGCUCAUUUGGAGCGCUGCCCGCACCAGCAAUAGUUGGGCACCAGUAUUCCGUUCUUCCAAACUGAUUACAAAGCAAUCCGAUGGUUCGUUAAAAUCCUGUGCUUUGGAAGAGUUUGUUGGCUCUCGACCUGAACGAAAUGCCUUUUUCUCUUCUAGUGCGUUCGCUCGAAUCUCGGAAAUCUUCAACGUCAAUCAUUUUGUCAUAACACAAUCUCGUCCUUCCUUGUUUCCUUUUAUUAGUGAUGAGCUUCAUCAUCAUUCCUAUCAUGUCUAUUGGGUCAAAUUACUUCGAGUUCUUAGUUUAAGUCUCGCAUUUCGCAUGCGUCAAUUGGACUUACUUGGUUUCGUACCCUCAAAACUUAGAAGGUUCGUAUUAAAAGAUGCUGUUCUCAGUCCACAUAUUAUCUUAACUCCAAAUUUCUCGUUUUCGGACAUAGUCCAUACAUUUACAGAACCCUCCCCCGAUCACAUUAACUACUGGAUUCUCGUGGGUGAACGGACUGCCUGGCAGGCAAUUACGUUGCUACGCGUUCGAUGCAAAAUUGAAUUGGCAAUUGAAAAAGCCGAGGAUUCUUUGUUUGCUGAAGGACACAGUCCCGACGAGAGUAUUUGCAGAAAUGAAGAAAGCGAGUCAGUAAACAUAAAGGCAUUUUCAGAAACCACAUCUGAAAUGAACUAAUAAAAAAAAAUCACAUUUUUCAUACUGGAAAUGCUCCAUAACCUUGUUAUCGGCAGCUAAAAAGUAUAAACAAAAUAAAAAGCAGAUACCGACGGCAAGGUAACAGCAACACAUCUCCAAAGUGAUUGGAGUCGAUUACUUCAAGAGUUCACCGAUAAGACCCCCGAAGCCAUAUCCUAGAAAAGCGCCUGUCACCACGGUAAUAGGCCAAGCCUGCCAAGGACGAUCCCAAUCCAAAGGAAUAGGAAUGGCGCCUAACCAUGCUCCAAUCACGACUCCCCAUGCUCGAUAAACCAAACUUCCACAAAAAUCUUGACCUUGGAGAGUGAGAACAUUUCUCCAACGUCGGAAGUCAAAACGUGUAUAGAAGGAAAUUGGGAAAACUGUAAGGAGUGAUAGGAUUACCGAGCACAGAAAUGUCUUCAGAUAGUUCUUCAUUAAUGGAGCACCGAAAGCGACAACAAUGAGUUGAAUAAGAACACUGCCACCCAAAGAAGAUAGAAUAGCGGUCGCCAUAGAAGGUAAUAUUCCAUUCACUUUUGGCCGUUGUAGCCAUACCUGAAUCAAUUGAAGAGCGAACAGGGAAGGUACCAUCUUCGUUAAGGUCGGGACAGGAGAUUGCACCAAGUUUGGAAACGAAAAGUAAAUCAAAACGAGAUGCAAGAGGAUCACCGCGAGAGAGGGGAAUGUGUUGGAUCGCUCUAUUCUAGGACAACGCAUUUGAUGUUCGAUUGCGUAUUUAUAAACGGAGCUGUCCAAAUCACGUCUGAAAGGGGGCCAACCGAAAAAGGAAAUUACGGUACCAAUCGUAUCAAGAAGCAAAUUAUCUUGUGGACUAGCACCGCGUACACGAUUUUUCAUCAAAUCGCCGAUUAAAUUGCUUGUAAUAAGGAAAUCUCCAUGGUCCAAACCAGACAUGCAGCGACGAGCAGCUUCUUCAGGAGUUGCAACGGGGUCUCUGUCUUCCAGAAUCUUACAGAGUUCGGGCUUAAUUCUAUUUUCUUCUUCAAAACCCGGGGAAGAAAUAGAGGCAGGAAGGUAAAUGCAGACUUCAAUGUCGUACAUGAUGCAUUCUUGUCGAAGAGUAUCUGCGAGAGCACGCAUAGCGGCCUUUGCAGGUGAAUAAGCAGAAUAUCCAGCUAUGGGCAAGACGCUUGUGAUAGAGGAAGUAAGAAGAAUACGUCUGUUGUAUGGGACUGGGCAUUUGCGCAUCCGAUUGAUGACAGCAUGACACACAUACACGGUACUGAAAUAGUUUUGGAGCAUUUGUUUCUCGAAUGUUUCCAAAUCCAUUUCAGCAAAGAAGCCGGGUUUCGACGAUCCUGCGACGCUCAGGACAUGAUCAGGGCAGAAAGGCAAAUUGUCAAUGUACUCUUUUACAGCAUAUUUAUUCGUCAAAUCCACGCUUUCAAAGGCAACAACUUGGUCGGGAAGAACCGUGAACUGCUUCAAUUCAUCCGCGGCUUGUUGUAAUGUUGAAAUUGUUCGAGCAACAAUAUGAACGUUUGCACCACGAAGAACCAAUUCCUUUGCAAUUGCUUUUCCAAGUCCUUGAGAUCCUCCCGUUACAAUAACGUUCUAAUUUAUGUAACAUUAGUUCUAAGUAAACCAAAACGGCCGGAAAAAACCAGUGUGAUACUCUGGAAACCUCUUUUCCUUCAGCCAGUAAUCUUCCGUACCUUUCCUUUCACUUUAAAAGUAUUUCUGCCCCAAAAACCCAUCUUGGCGUUCCGUGUCGUAAGGUAUAUAGAAGGACUGGGAGCUUUCUACGAGAAAAUCAACUC
Messenger RNA from Schizosaccharomyces japonicus yFS275, 3602 nucleotides. RefSeq names its product triacylglycerol lipase. The coding region runs from base 184 to 1818 and encodes 544 amino acids. NCBI's taxonomy places the organism in Eukaryota, Fungi, Ascomycota, Schizosaccharomycetes, Schizosaccharomycetales, Schizosaccharomycetaceae. The record is from RefSeq and is a predicted model, not a curated record. Gene Ontology annotation, biological process: triglyceride mobilization; lipid metabolic process; triglyceride metabolic process. Gene Ontology annotation, molecular function: triacylglycerol lipase activity. The transcript is spliced from 2 exons.